Molecule: messenger RNA, 1095 nt
Organism: Dujonia railenensis
Lineage: Eukaryota; Fungi; Ascomycota; Pichiomycetes; Serinales; Debaryomycetaceae
Source: the annotation of a GenBank genome assembly
AUGUCACAACUUACGUAUCAAUCUAAGUCGUUCCUACCACAAGCAUUAGCGACUGGUAUUCAUUCCAGAAUUUCUAAAGAUUCAAGCAAUGCUCUUCUUGUUCACACUGCACCUCAAGGAAGACAAGCAAAGAGGCACGCUCAACAAAUAAACUAUGCAGAAUUCGAUAACAUUAACGACGAUUUUGAUUUUGAUGAAGUUGUUAAUCACACCAGUCACACAGCCACAUCUGCAGCCAACAAUCAGAUUCAUGCCAAUACUCAAAAGCUUUUUCUCAAACCAGCUCGUCGAACACAUCACCCUGUUGGAAUCGAUGACGAACAGAAGGUUCAAGCACUCACCAGGCAGCAAUAUGUGUUGAUUCCUAUCCGCCUUGAUUUCGAGUAUAAUAAUGGUAAUUCGAAACUUGUUGAUUUUUUUAUGUGGAAUUUGAGUGAAUCUUUAAUCACGCCACAUCAGUUCUCCGUAAUGCUUUGUAGUGAUUUAGAAUUACCAAAUCACCUACAACAGGAAAUUGCAGAAUCUAUUCAAAAGCAGAUUGAUGAAUAUUCUUAUGCAUCCAAUUUGCAACUUCCACCUGAUAAGGAAUAUCACGUAAUUAUUGAUCUCUCAGUAAAUUUAGACAAAAAAUUGUACCAGGACAAAUUUGAAUGGAAUUUGAACCAAAAUGAGAUAACACCAGAAUUAUUUGCAGACAUUGUAGUUGGUGAUAUGGGUUUACCAUUAGAAUUCAAACCUGCGAUUUCGCAUUCAUUACAUGAAGUCAUUAUUAGAAUGAAAAAAGAAAUCAUAGAAGGUAUUUAUAAUCAUGAAUUACAUAAAUACCAACAACUAGGAGGAUUAAUUUUCGAAAGUGGAAUUAGGAUAACGACAGAAUCCAGUAGUCACAAUGGAAAUGACCAAUGGGAACCAAUUGUAGAAAUAUUAACGCCUUGGGAAAUAGAGAAGAGAGAAAUUGAAAGAGAAAGAAACAUUAGAAGAUUAAAGAGAGAAAAUAUUAGAAGAGAAGUUGACGAUUUCAGUUCAAGUAAAAGACGUGCUGGAGUUGGAAGGAGGAGACAUGAUGAAUUAGAUGGGACUUGGAAAAAUUACUGA